UGCCGACUUGCUGGAGUGCACGGAGGGACACGGCUGCUCCCCAAACAACCAGAAAACAAGAUCAUUUUCCGUAUCAUUCAUUCCUGCCUGCCUGCCUGCCUGCCUGGUCAAGCGAAAAUCUGGGGAGGAGGAGGAGGAGGAGGAGGAGAAGGCCACGCUGACGCUUCAGGGAUCCCAGCACAAGAAGCUUCCCCUCAAAGACGGGGAUUUGUCCCACCCUGGGCUGAAGCCAUCCUAGAAAAAGGUCACUAUUGGGCUUUGUUCCCAGCUGAGAAAGCCUAGGACUCCACCAUGGAAACAUCAAGAUCCCUUCUCCGGCAAGUAACUGGCUACAGCAUGUUCUUUGUCUUCCUUAUUCUUUUUGCCAGUGGCAUACUUGGAGAAAAGAAUGCCACCCUACCCUCCCAAGAGUCAGCCACUGCUUCUCCUGCAGUAGUUUCCACCAAUGAUACAAUUCCCACCAAGAAGAUGAUAGCAAAAGACACAGGAAGUGAUGUCUCUUCAGAAGCCUCCACUGUUUCCAAAUUGUUGGUUGCCACAUCCAGCAACAAGGAGACACCUUCAAAGAGUACAAUGUCAGUUGAACAGCCCUCUACUAUCAAGCCAACAGACACUGUUGCAGAACGAAAGGAACCGGUAACACUUAAACAGACCAAACAGGCCACAAGUACUCCAGUUGUCCAUGUCUCUGCUACCCCAGAGGCAACCACAGAAGUUGCAGCUACCCCAGCUGAAAUGAAAACAACCAAAGUGGGGCACAAAACCAAUACAACUGUCACAGUGUUGACAGCCUCUAAUAAAACAGCAACCACUGUCAAGAGCACCGGUCAGAUACCAAGAAGCAGCAAGGGAAAAAAAGAAAUGAACACAACAACGCCAGGACAACAUGUACAGGCUGACCACACAACCCAUGCUAAUACCAGCAGCAAGAGAACUGAAAGCCAGUCCACAACUGUGACAUCUAUCAUUAAAGCAUCAGAAGCUGAUGUUGGAAAGACAGAAAGCCCUUCAAAGGGCUCUGGGGGAGUAACUGGGACAUCCAUAAUUGAAACAUCAGAGUCUUAUCCUAAGAUGACCGCAAGCUCUUCCAAAGGAGUAACUGUGGCCAUAGUCCUCAGCGUUUUGCUGGUUCUGGUUCUCCUAAUUGCUCUCCUGUUCUGCUGGCGACGUCGGCGUUCUGGUUCUACCAGCUUCAAUUCGGCAGGGUGGGCUGGGCAAGCAGCAUUGCCAGAUGAUUCUGGGUUGGAUAAAGAGGUAGAGCAAGGGGCACUGACCACAGGGGAAGGGGAGACAAGACGUGCGACCCUCACCACUUUCUUUGGCAAGCGUCAGUCCAGGGUGCCUUCAGUAGCCUUGGAAGAAGUUGUGCAGAAAGGGACUGUAGAUGUAGAAGAGGCCCAGCAACUGAUCGACGGGGAUGCUAGCAGAGUCUCUAGUCCAGAAGGGCCUGGGGAAGCAAAUGGUAAACUUCUGGAGCCCAGCGAGCAACACUCACAAGACACAGAGUUCCCUCCACCGCCUGCAAACCAGGAGGACACUCCUCCUACACCACUAGAAUAGGACACACCCGCUUCCUAGGCUUCUCCCAUGACAGAAUCCUUCCACUGUCUAAAUUUCUUCCUCUAAAUUUACGGCACUCCUCAUCCUUAUUCUCCUGCAACCUCCCCUCCUUUGGUCUGUUGAGAGAAGGAGGAGACGAGAAAGAAAAACAGAAACUCAUGUUCCACCAUUUUUCAGAAAAUUCUGACCACAUCCUUUUUCCUGUUUAUAAUGUAUCUGAGCCCACUGAUAAAGACUAUCCGAAUGAAGAAUGGCUUAGAACAACUUUAAUAGGAACUGCAGCUAGAACAGGGGUAGGUAACUCUUGGCAUGUGUGCCGAUAGCAGCAGACCAUUUCGCUAGCACCCAGGGCCAGGUUUCCACCCAACCAACUGCAGCACUGGCAGUUCUGCUGGGGCAGCAGUACAGGAGAAAGCAGUAGGCACGGCUUAUGCCUGGCACCGCCUCCCAGACUUGCAAAGCCACCAGUUGAGUCUAAGACUGGAGCAGCACUGGGGCUUGGCUUGCUCCAAAUGUGUCUGGUCAAGAACAACCCUCAAACCACAACACCUGCUCCACCCUAUUUUGUUUGCUAGGACACCAGCAUUUUCUAGGUACACACCUCUUUUUUUUCAGCAUGUGGGCAAAAGUUUGGCUUCCCUGAAUUAAAACAUCUUGUUCUGUGGUCAAGAAGCCUUACUCUAGAAUGAACGGCUUGUGAUCGCAGGACAAGUACUAGUUCCCUAACGCUGUUAAACAUAAGGGAAUGUCUCUAAAUUACAAAUUCUAUCACUACAUUAUUUGUAUGGUUUAUUUGUGGUGGAGACAAUACAGAAAGGACCCAAGAGUCUUGCUUUCCUAUUACCUUUAGCUCAAACUCCACCAAACAUCAGUUUCCUUUAAGGGAACUAGAAAUUUGAUUUAACAUUGAAUUUUUGACGAACACAGGAACCUUGAAAUUUAUGCAAAGUGGGGGGAUGGGAUCCAGAACUGGGAAUAUCAAAGGGAUUGUGAUGGGUGAAUUUUAGUAAUAUAUUAGUUGCAGGGAGGCCUGCUUCUUUGGGGCACAGUUUUCAGAAAAAGAGUAAUUCACUUGGCUAAAUUUGCCAUGAUUCCAAAGACUGUUGGGAGUGGUCCAAAUGUCAACAUGGUGUGAUUUUUAACUAGGGGAAAAGGCUGGGGGGGGGGCAGAAUCCAGAUCUGGAUUUGGGUAAUUUACCAUUUUAAAAAAACGUGGAUUCUUUAAUAUCAGGAUUAAAGCUAGUUGUAUGAGGGAAACAAUCCAAUAGGCAUAUAGGCAACAAUGCAACUGGUUUCUAAGGGAAAUGUUUCUGGGUCUAAAUUCCCUCAAUCUAGUUGGAUUGAAAUUUUGAGGGAUAUCUUUCCUUCCAAAAUUUCAGACAUGUAGGGUAAAAAAUCCAUAGGCGCUUAAAAUCCUCAGUGGUGAUUUGACCGCAGGGAGAUGUGAAUUAGUGUCUUGAAGGGGCAUUUCAGGACCCUCAAAUGAGUGAGAGGCGGUCUCUUUAUUUAUUUUUGAUCAAAAGAGCGUGCAUGAGCAAAGGAAGUUCAAUCUUGCCCCCUUCCUAUGCCUCGUCCCACUGCAAUCUGAUGCACAGAGAUUUUUCCUUGCAGCUCAGCAGGUUUCCCACAUUCCUGACCAGAAAGAAAUAUACUACAAACAGAAGACCACAGUGAAGGGAGUGGCUUUGGCUCAGCAGCAGAACAUCUGCUUUGCAUGCGGAAAAUCUCAAAUUCAGUCUCUGGUAUCUCCAGUCGAAAGGAUCAGGUAGUGAAAGGCUGCAAAGCGGAACCCUUGGAGAGCAGCUACCGAUCAGCACAAACCCUUCUGAGCAAUGGUCUGAAACAUUAUGAGGCAAUUUCAUAUAUUAUGAGAUGUGUUGACCUUAGAACAUCCCCUGCUUGACACCUGAACUGCUGAGGGAUAAGACAAAGUCUCUGCCUCUGUUUUCCCCAUCUCCUCAGCGCUGUCUGCCUGUCAGUGUGUGCAAGCAAACUUUGUGUCUCUUUCACUUCAUGAGGGGGGAGAAUGUAGCCUUAAAGCCAAAUCUCUUCCUUUACCCCUCCCCCUUUUGUGCUACCUGGCAGCAUAUGCAAACACAGCUUUUGCCCCACGGCCUGCAUAACUUUAACUUACAUAGAAUCAGAAAGCCAUCCCAAAGCCAGUGAGAUGGCUCGAUUCUUGGCUGAUAAUGGAAACCCUGUUCACAGAAAUGCCAGCUGGAAUUAUAACUGGUCAAUGGGGAAAUGUGCUAACUGAUCUGGCGGGCUGGUGUCCUUUCUGACAUAUACAUGCUGAAUCGUCUUUUCCCUUCAUCGCACCUCCUGUCUCGUGCUACCCCAGAAAAUGGAACCAGAUAGUGAGCUGCUAACUUAAAGAGUCAGAUCAGAAGUUACUCCUAAAAAGGGCUUAUUUUGUGAUGGUAGUCACCAGUACUGAAUACUGUCAUUUGGAGAGGGGUUUUUCCCAACGCCUGAGGGGGGAACUGAUAGAAAUCAGUGCAACAAUAUAUAUAAGUUCUGGCACCUCUUUUUAAAUCUUUUUUUUACAAAAAAAAUAUAAUUUAGGAGCAUUGCUCCUAAAUGACAAUAUAACUCUAUUCAGAUUCAGAGUAUUUAGUACAUUUAUGAACUGGGCAUGGUUCAGGCUGGAUUUUCAUUAAUAAAUUCCCAACUGGAAAUCUCUCCUCGAGAGAACAGACUAAUGAGAUUUCACACUAACAGCAAAUCCAAUCCUGUUACUACUAAAUCCAUUCUUUCCAGGCAGAUAAGAUUUCCUGGAGAUCCACAAAAGUCAAGAGUAAAAUACACACACCUUCCUUACUUAAUUUUCCAAGCCAACUACAUACUUCUUUGUAGAAUGUCAGCCAUGAUAUUUUUGUUUGUUUGUAACAUUUUUCAUCUAUGUUAGGAAGGGUUAGGAAGAGCAUAUGCUUUGCAUGCAGUCCCUGACAUCUCCAGGUGUUUUUUUAAAAAAAAUAUAUAAAGAUAUCUGGAGAGCUGGGUUUGGGAAUGGCUUUGCUCUGAGCGGGACCACAAGUGACGCCUGACACAGGUUGGACACUUGUCAGCUUCCCUCAAGUUUUGAUGGGAAAUGUAGGCAGCUUGGCGGGAUGUUGGACAAGUGACAGUUGAAAAGUCCAUUGGACAGCAGUCAGAGAGUCAAGCUGCAAGACCAGGAUGCCUACAUUUCCCAUCAAAACUUGAGGGAAGCUGACUAGUGUCCAACCUGUGUCAGGCGUCACUUGUGGUCCAGCUCUGUCCAAGAUCCUGGAGAGAUGAUGUCUCUGAGUUCUGAACUAGAUUGGCCCAUGGUUUGCUGCAAUAUAAGGCCCCUUCAUACCUUUGUGUUAUGCAUGUGUGUGCAUGUGCAUGUGUGCGCAUGCAUGUGUGAGUGAGAGAGAGAGAACAGAGUCAGAGGGACUGGUCAGCUCCUGUUAAUGCAAAAGAACAGUGGGAUUUGGGGAAUACGCGCUAAGUAAAUGUCUAAGCUGUAUAUCUAGGCUGAAUUGACUUGCAUAGCGACCGUGUGGAGCUCAAGUGAACAGGGAGGAAUACAUGUGAGUCUGUUCACUUGCCAUUCAAGUGUAAUUUGCCACUUCUAGCUUGGCCCUAAGAGUCUCGCUACGCAAGACAGCUUACACGAGUAAGAUCAAGUGAAAGAUCUUACUCAUGCACUGCUAGGGAGACAGAGUACACUUGAAUAUAAGACCACACAGAAACUUGAAGGCCCCUGUGUAAGAUGUCUUGUGUACAGAGACUUUUGCUGCAGAUUUCCAAAGGGGGCAGGAAGCUAUAAGGUUACUUGGAAGAUACGAAGCAAAUGCAUCUUCAUGACACACCUUGAACAAGUCCCCUUGCAAUGCAAUGAAUGGGAACUAUGCCCAAGGACCAAUGCACUUCCCCUUCUGUCCAACUGUAUUGCUAUUUUGUUCCCCUUUGGAGUUUUAUUUUUUUAAAAUAUUAUUGCUCUUGCUAUUUGCAGAAAUUUAUUAUUUGUGUGCAUGGCUGGAAUUAAAGAGUAUCAAUAAAAAUUUAAAACUUGUUUUAA
Messenger RNA from Eublepharis macularius, 5608 nucleotides. Its product is annotated as leukosialin-like. The transcript has 3 exons. Gene Ontology annotation, molecular function: transmembrane signaling receptor activity; heat shock protein binding. Gene Ontology annotation, biological process: type II interferon production; regulation of immune response; regulation of T cell activation. The coding region runs from base 292 to 1560 and encodes 422 amino acids. NCBI's taxonomy places the organism in Eukaryota, Metazoa, Chordata, Lepidosauria, Squamata, Eublepharidae. The record is from RefSeq and is a predicted model, not a curated record. Gene Ontology annotation, cellular component: external side of plasma membrane.